GGCUGUUGCGCAGGCGCAGAUCCUUCCGGCAGACAUUCGCAGUCAUGGCGGCUACGGCGGGGCUUUCCAGCCCGGCGGGGCCGGUAGACCGGGACGUCUUCGCCGAGGGGCUGCUGGAGUUCCUGCGGCCGGCCGUGGGGCAGCUGGACAGCCACGUCCACGCCGUCCGGGAGAGCCAGGUGGAGCUGCGGGAGCACAUCGACAGCCUGGCGGCAGAGCUCUGCCGGAUCAAUGAGGACCAGAAAGUUGCCCUGGAUUUGGAUCCCUACGUCAAGAAGUUGCUCAACGCCCGGCGGAGGGUCGUCCUGGUGAACAACAUCCUGCAGAACGCCCAGGAACGCCUGAGAAGGCUGAACCACAGCGUGGGUAAGGAGACCGCCCGGAGGAAGGCCUUCCUGGAUGCGAGUAGCAACUACCCCCAUAGCUCUCCCAGCAAGUGAGGAGGA
Molecule: messenger RNA, 446 nt
Organism: Pseudonaja textilis
Lineage: Eukaryota; Metazoa; Chordata; Lepidosauria; Squamata; Elapidae
Source: RefSeq, a predicted model, not a curated record